Messenger RNA from Quercus lobata, 1245 nucleotides. RefSeq lists its product as uncharacterized. NCBI's taxonomy places the organism in Eukaryota, Viridiplantae, Streptophyta, Magnoliopsida, Fagales, Fagaceae. The transcript is spliced from 4 exons. Bases 1 to 1245 code for a protein of 414 amino acids. Gene Ontology annotation, molecular function: RNA-DNA hybrid ribonuclease activity; nucleic acid binding. The record is from RefSeq and is a predicted model, not a curated record.
AUGGAUGAAGCAGAUCAAGAGAAAACUUCGUUCGUUACUAGCCAGGGCCUCUUCUGCUAUAAAAUAAUGCCAUUUGGCCUCAAAAAUGUGGGCGCAAAGUAUCAAAGGCUCAUGAAUAAGAUGUUUGCGCAGAAAAUUAGGAGAAAUGUCCAGGUCUAUGUUGACGACAUGCUAGUGAAGAGCCGAAAAAAGGAAGAUCACCUAGAUGAUCUAAGGGAAAUGUUCGACACCCUUCGUUCCUACAACAUGAGACUUAACCCAAGCAAGUGUGCCUUCGGAGUAACGGUAGGAAAGUUCCUAGGGUUCAUGGUGUCUCAAAGGGGUAUCAAAGCCAACUUAGACAAGAUCCUGGCCAUAAUAGAGAUAGCACCCCCGAGGAACGUGAAAGAAGUGCAAAGCCUCAACAGUAAGAUAGCAACGCUAAACAGGUUCGUGUCUAGGUAUCGUCGAACGGCUAUCAACACAGCCUUGGUUAGAGAAGAAGACAAGAUACAGAAGCUCGUAUAUUACACGAGUCGAGCACUCCGAGGCGUGGAGGAAAGAUACCCACCAAUGGAGAAGCUUGCCUUCGCUUUAAUUACAGCAACCCGAAAGCUCAAGCCAUACUUCCAAGCUCACACGUACCGCCCGCGCACUGCCAUUAAGGGACAGGUGUUCGCCGACUUCAUUGCAAAAUUCACUAACGUAGGAGGCCAGGGGGCAGAAGAGGCCCCACAAUGGAGCAUCUACACAGAUGAAUCCUCCAAUAAGCAAGCAGGCGGAGUUGGUGUGAUACUUCAUAGCCCGAAAGGAGAUAAGAUCGAAUGUAUGGUCCUUCUAGAUUUCCCUACUACCAAUAACGAAGCAAAGUACAAAGCCUUGAUAGCAGGGCUGGAUCUUCCUAGGGCCGCAGGAGCUGAAAAUCUGAUCGUAUACUACGAUUCCCAAGUAGUAACCAGUCAGGUUAACGGGGAUUACGAAUGCAAGAAUGAAUGGAUUAAGAAGUACAUUGAGCACGUGAAGGACCAAGUUAACAACCUCCGAGUAAAGUUUGUUCAAAUUCUAAGGGAGGAGAACGAGCACACCGAUCGGCUUGCUAAGGCUGCUUCAGAAAUAGGCUCCGAAAAUAAUUGGACAACACCAAUAGCAUCCUAUCUAAAGGACAACGUACUACCAGGCGACAAGGAGGCUGCAAGGAAGUUGAAGGUUCAACCAGCACGCUUCAUUCUAAUUAAAGGCGUUCUCUAUAAGAGGGGCUUCUCCUGA